Nerophis lumbriciformis (worm pipefish) is the source of this 2607-nucleotide messenger RNA. The record is from RefSeq and is a predicted model, not a curated record. Lineage: Eukaryota; Metazoa; Chordata; Actinopteri; Syngnathiformes; Syngnathidae.
AUGGCGAACGCUGUCAUUUUCAACGUCUGCCUAGCGCUGAUCCUGGCUGGAGUCGAGUCGUGCUUUGUCCCGAGCUUGAUCUACGUCCCUGUGCCGCAAUAUAUCCCAGCCGGAUACGAGAUAACAAGAGUCAAUGUGGCGAGCUGUGAGAGCGUCACUUCCAACGACAGUGCUUUCAGAGUUUGGUCCAAUGGCUCGGUGACGGCUAAAAGGAACGUUGAGGUCUUGGCCAAAGGCAGAACUUUCUUCGUGCUGGUUGAGCGCAGAGACGGGCAGCAGAUGCAGAUGAACGUCGAACUCAUCGCCAACCCCCUCAUGAGCAGAAAGCCUAAUGAAGUUCUGCAACGGUUCAAAAGACGCUGGAGCCCUCCACCCUUCAAUAUCCUGGAGAAUGACCCCGGCCCCUAUCCAAGAGACAUUGAAAGGCUUGUGUCAGACACUGAAGCAGUGCAUCGGGUUUACUACACUCUCACGGGGCCCGGUUACGACAAGCAUCCAGUGGGAGUGUUUAGAUUUGACAGCGACAGUGGAAUGUUGACUGUGCUUAAACCAGUUGAUCGUGAGGAGUACCCGCAGUUUGCUUUGAUAGCCAGGGUCUUUGACAGAACAACACGUAAGGAAACCGAUGAUCCUUUAGGUGUCUUUGUGAAUGUAGACGAUCAGAAUGACAAUGCGCCACAGUUUCAAGGGCAGUUGCAAUUUUCUGUGCUCGAGAAGAGCAAAGUAGGGACAAUAAUUGGAAAGGUGAACGCCACUGACAGAGACCAACCGGGCACCGAUCAUGUCAAGAUCCGAUAUUCCCUGUUAUCCGAAUUGGGGCAAUUUGCAAUUCACCCAACAACUGGUGUCAUCACCACAGCUACCAACACAUUAGAUAGAGAGGUCAAAGACAAGUAUAGCGUGAUUAUGCAAAUCAAAGAUAUGGACGGCGCAGCCAAUGGUUUGUUCACCACUGGCACAGCAACCAUCACCUUGAAUGACAUCAACGACAACCCGCCGACCUUCACACAGGAAUUGUAUCAAGCCACUGCCAAUGAGAAUGAAAUCAACAAACUAAUUCUCCGAAUUCCUGUUGAAGACAAGGAUUUGAAAGACACACCCAACUGGAGCUCUAAAUUCAUUGUCACUAAGGGAAACGAAAAUGGAAACUUCCGAAUGGAGACUGACCCCAAAACAAAUGAGGGGCUUCUAUACGUCUCAAAGCCAUUAAAUUUUGAGAAAACCCCCAAAAUGAGGCUGGAAAUUAUGGCGCGCAACGAACCUGAACUGACCGGUACCACGGCAAAGUGGCAGAUUGUCCCUGUGGACUUGGCCGUUCGCGAUAUUGAUGAAGGCCCUGAAUUCACGGCACCAACCAUUCGGCUCAAAGUGAAAGAGAACACGCCAAACGGCACUUCCAUUGGAAUUUACAAAGCUAUAGACCCAGAAACCAAGAGCAGUGACGGCAUUAAGUAUUACAAGGUCAUGGACCCUGCUGGUUGGAUCAAUGUGGAUCGGAACACAGGAGAGCUGAGAGUGGCAAACACCAUUGACAGAGAGUCACAUUUUGUCAAGGAUGACAUUUACAACAUCUCCAUGAGAGCUGUUGACGCAACUUCCAAGACUGGUACGGGAACUGUCAUAAUUCAGGUGGAAGAUGUGAAUGACAACGUACCGAUUAUCCCGCCUGCUGAGAGAGUGGUGUGUGAGAAGGAAGGUGAACUUGGCUCUACACUGCUUGUGGCUGAAGAUGCUGAUGAGGCACCAUUCAAAGGCCCCUUCACAUUCAGUCUGCCAAAUAGCGAAGAUGGCAAAUGGUCUUUGACCAGAUUCAAUGACACUGCUGCUACAUUGAACCAGCUGAAAGACCUUCCGUUGAAGGUGCACCAUGUUCCUGUUGAGGUCAAGGAUCUGCAAGGCAAUGGAAAAAUCCAGACAGUAAAUGUCAGGCUCUGCCAGUGCAGGAACGGGGCCUGCCUGACCAAGCCCUGGUCAGCCUCGCUCGGACCGCUGGGUUGGCUGGCAUUCCUAUUGCCUCUGCUCCUCCUCCUGCUGCUAUUAUUGUUGCUCGUCUGCUUCUGUACCACAAAGCCAGAGCUGCAGAUCUUAGAGGAUACAACAGACAGCGGUGGAAUCCUGAUAAAGUCGAACACAGAAGCCCCAGGGGAAGAAGUGGAUGCCAGUCUUAUUAAGGUUCCCAUCAGCGACAUAAAGGGCUCAGAAGUGAAUCAGGAUUGGCAAAUUAAGGGCUCCACCAUUGGACGGCAAGACACUUCUAUUUACAAGACCGGCUUUGGUGCAACGGAAACUGAGUUCUUCACCGGCCAGUAUGACAGCCAGUAUGGAACGCAACGCUUCAAUGGAGGGAUGAACUACGACGCAAACUUUCUCAAUACCUGGCAAACAAACGGACGCUAUUUGCACCAGAAACUAACCUAUUUCGGAGGCGAGGAGGAUGGACGAUAUGCGGAUGACAUUAUCCACCAAUACGGCUUCGAAGGGGUGGGCUCGGCAGCUGGCUCGGUCGGAUGCUGCAGUGACGAUGGCGGGAACAAUGACAACCUCGACUUCUUAAAUACACUUGGACCCAAGUUCAAAAAUCUUGCGGCCGUCUCCAAACAGACAUGA